Molecule: messenger RNA, 5225 nt
Organism: Alligator mississippiensis (American alligator)
Lineage: Eukaryota; Metazoa; Chordata; Crocodylia; Alligatoridae
Product: cytoplasmic phosphatidylinositol transfer protein 1
Exons: 10
Coding region: 265-1212 (315 amino acids)
Biological process (GO): phospholipid transport
Cellular component (GO): cytoplasm
Molecular function (GO): phosphatidylinositol transfer activity; phosphatidylinositol binding
Source: RefSeq, a predicted model, not a curated record
GGACGGGGCUGCCCGGCGCAGGCGGGCUCCGGCGGGAUGGGGCCGAGUUGGACCUGGAGCUGGAGCUGGAGCUGGACCUGGGCCUGGGGCGGGAGCUGCGCCGCGGCGGCCGGAGGAUGCGCAGAAUGAGUCCUUCUCCCAAAGAGCCUGGGGUGCUGCUCCGCUCUCUCUGCACCAGCCUCUCUACCUGAUCUGCCUCGCCCAUUGCCACCAGCUUCCUCCCGAAGGGGCCACCUGUGCCCCAGCACACCAAGCAGGACCACCAUGCUGAUCAAGGAGUAUCGCAUCUGCAUGCCACUCACCACUGAGGAGUAUCGUGUGGGCCAGCUGUACACCAUCAGUAAGCACAGCCACCAGGAGAGCGAGAAAGGAGAGGGCGUGGAGGUGGUGAAGAAUGAGCCUCACGAAGACCCUGUGCAUGGCCCUGGGCAGUUCACUGAGAAGCGUGUGCACCUUUCCAGCAAACUGCCCAGCUGGGCCCGCGCUGUGACUCCCCGCAUAUUCUACAUCACGGAGAAGGCCUGGAACUACUAUCCCUACACCAUUACAGAGUACACGUGCUCUUUCCUGCCUAAGUUCUCCAUUUACAUAGAGACCAAGUAUGAGGAUAACUGCGGAGACAGCGAGAAUAUCUUCCACAGCGAUAAAAUCCUGGGAGACCAUGAAGUUUCAUUCCUGGAUAUUGCCUUCGAUGAGAUUCCCGAGCGCUACUACCGGUCCCUGGAGGACCCACGAUACUUCAGUUCAGUGAAGACAGGCCGCGGGCCCUUGCGAGAAGGCUGGCGGGAGCACACCAAGCCCGUCAUGUGCUCCUACAAACUGGUCACCGUCAAGUUUGAGGUGUGGGGGCUGCAGACACGAGUGGAGCAAUUUGUUCACAAGGUGAUCCGGGACAUCCUGUUGAUAGGACACCGACAGGCAUUCGCCUGGGUAGACGAGUGGUGCGGAAUGACAAUGGAGGAGGUGCGCAAGUAUGAGAGAGAAACCCAGGAAGCGACCAACGAGAUCAUUGGUGUGGUCACACCCUCCAUUUCCAUAAGUGAGGUGGGGCAAGCUCCGGUCACUCACAGCGCCCCAGCCAGUGCCCCUUCUACACCACUGAGUGAUGAUCCCCCAGACUUCCUCAGCGCUCCCAAGGACAGGCCCCGGAAGAAAUCUGCUCCGGAAACACUGACGCUGCCAGCCCUGCGGGAGCGCGCCAAUGCUGAGUAAUGGCCGCCCUACAGACAUGCUUGGUGGACAGAUGCUUGGCCCUCAUUCCCCACCCCUCAAAUCAGGGCACCCUACCCACUUUGCCUGCCUUGAGAAAUGUAAAGUCUACCGCUCCCCCAACAUCAUUCCUGUCCCUUGUCCCCAAUAAAAAAGACAGCAGAUCCUAUCCUGAGCCAGAUGGGAGAAGCCCCUUUGUGAGGUCCCAGAUUUCCCUGCCAUCACGUGGGCCUUGGGCUCCCCUCAACCUGCUACCCAGCCCCACUCUCUUCUCAUCAUUCCAGCACAUGCCCUGCUUUCCCUGCCAUUGGUUCGGGGAGGAGCUCCAGCAUGUUAGAGCCAUUCCUUGACCCAUCUGCAGACAGCUCUGUCCUGGCAGGUAACAUCCCUCAGAGCUGCUUUUGCUAGAGCCAGGUGGCAGCCAGUGCCAGCCCAGCCCUUCCCUGAAGGAACUUGGAAGCACCUUUCAGACUUGAUAAAAACUGGCAGGCAUUGACUGCUCCCCGUUCCCAUUGGCAGUGAGACCCACCAGGAUGUUUAACCUAUGUCCUUGCCACCUCCUGAGGAUUGCUGACUGUACCUCCGAGCUUCACAGUACCACAGCAACCCUGAGCCCACCAGCAUCCAGACUGUAACUCUGCAGCUGUGCCAAUGUCACCCGUGUCCCUCCAGCUUUGACAGGAGGGUAGAGCUGAGUUGUCAGGACUGCUUCUCCUGUUCCUGAUGUCAUGCUCCAGGCCACUGGUGAAGAGCCAGCAUCUCAACCAUCUCUACUCUGGAGACCUUUUCCACCUGUCACUAGCACUGGCUUGUCCAGCACUAGCAGUGUUGUAGUGUGGAAAAGGCUGUGACGCAGUCAGUUGAUCCUCUUCUAAGCAAGGGAUUGUAGGACUGGCGGGGCUGAUUUUAGUCAUGCUUAGGCUGUGGGAAACCUUUCCCUGCAGAGUGGAGUAUGGCAUUCUGGGUGUGAAUGAGAAGCCCACUUGGUAUGAAGCCACUGGUGACAAAACACCAUCACUGAGUUGCGGCUCUGGAUUAAUGCUUGUCAUAGUGGGACAGGCCUAGCCAUUGUCCCUAUAGACAAGCCCAAAAAGUACUGCUCGCCAUGUCUUGCCUCUGUCCUUCCCAGUUGAGCCUUUCCUGUGUCCAGAGUUGUGUUCUUGGUCUUGCCAAGGCCCUUUACUUUCACCAGUCCCCUCCAGAGUCCUACAGCAAGAAGGGGUGAAGAUCUGUCCAUCCCAACCCACCUAGCCUUCUGCCAAGCAGCCUUCUCCCCACUGGUGCCUUCAGGACAAGGGCCAUCCCCACGCCACUGCUCCAGCAAAGAUUUCUGGCAACUAUCUGGACCCAUGGCUGGACCUGCUUCGUCACCAGCUAUUCCCAUUGCCCUCCAGGCACCUGGACUUAGCCUCCAAACUGCCUCACACUCGCUCAGGUCCCUGAGAAAUGGGUCCCAUCAUAGCUGAGCCUGCGGGGUAUGUCAACCAUGGGUACUGAACAUGUGCAGACUCCAGCUCCAAGUGCAUCCAGCACAAACCAGCUGAGCCUUCACACUGGGUUUGGGCCUCAGAUACAAGCACACGUUGAAUUGCACUGAUUCCUAAACAGGAAUCCCCCAACCCACUGCCCUCUGCUUGGGCCUGAGCACAGGUCCCUUUGUUCAAGUAUUUUUUAACAGUCUUUGCUACAGUUUGUGUCCUGGACAAGCAGAAAUGGAACAGCCAGCCUCUCCUCCAAGAAACUACAUGCUGCUGAUGGAUCAACCAAAGGUCUACAUGGGAGGCAGCUCUGCCAGCUAAUCUGGAUGGGCCAAGCCCAGGUGAACCUGCUGUACUCCAUGACAUCCAGAAUGCUGUCCUCAUGGAACUUGGGGCUUGGGAGGGACCUCAGGGGUUAUCUGCUUCAACACCCUGCUCUGUACUUCCCACUGGGGGUUGAGGGUCACCAACACCAUACAUGGUGGAUCAUGCCUCUGCUGUGUGAUAUGAGCCACUGGAAGAGUAGCUUGGAGGCUGGUUGGGAUUCAGUGAUCCCUAUGAAGCAUUAGGUCAUGACAGGAAGAGGCUGGGUCUGGAGGAGCCCCCACAGGGUUGGCUGCUUCUCCUAACUUGUCAGAACCCCUAGGGUCUGCAAAAUGGGUCUGGAAGUCUAAUAGGAACAGGCUCUGACUAUUUUAUCACCUUUGCCUCUGGAGCCAGGAUGGCCAGAAGCCUUGUGAACAUGGGAGAAGAUUUAUUGAUUGUUUGUGGACCUUGGACAAGAUUGUGUUUAGGUCUGGGGAGAAGGUGUGGGGUAGUUUUUAAUUGGAUUCUAGUUUGGCCUCCUCUUCAACCCAGACUGUGCAAAGGGCCAAAGGAGUCAUGCAGAAAACCUGUUUGCUGUAAUGGAAAGGAAUGGUCCCACAAAUGACACUGGGGACUGGGUAUUUAAGAUGGGCCACAGCUGGAUUCUGAACCCCUUCAAAAGGGAAGGACUUGGCUUGGGAAUAAGGCAUCCACCCACACCCACGGGCUCUGAGUCAGUUCCACACUGGAAAGGAUGUUUCCUGUUCUAGUUUGGAUGUAGUCGAAAUCUCCCCAGAAAAGCCAUACGGCAAGAUUUUGCACCAUCACAUUUGCACUGAGGCCGAGCGUCUUGCUUUGGUCUAAGUCAGAGCCCAGCUCUAUACAGGUUGAGCCUGGUGUCCUCAGCCCAUCUCUUCUGAAGGGUAUUUUCCCUCGCCAAACAAAUUUUAAAGCCCCUUCUCACGUCCACUGAAUUGUAUGCCCCUUGCCCAAACUUUGUACAGAAUGGGCUAGAACCUGUCCCUAGGUUCCUUGUAGCCUGAGCCUUGUUCUCUGGGGCUCAGACCCUUGUGAGGGGCUUGGUCUCUGCCUCGCCUGGAGCAGAUGCGUCAAGCCAGUCCGGACUUCUCUGCGUUGUGUCUUUAAUUCUCACCCCUCAAGGGUUUCCCCUUCGUGCCCACCUCUUGGGCUGUGGAAAGCCUGUGUGAGGCUGUUGGUAUCAGCCUUGGGUAUAUGUGAGCUUGUGUUUUCCUCCUGCAGCCAGGCUGCUCUGGCUCUUGUCCCUGGACAUUUUGGUUCAUCUCAUGCAUGUGUCCAGGUCCCAAGGCCUUCCUGAUAUGCCCACCGUGGAGCUGUGCAGUAGCUGGUGAUGGCAGGGGCUGCAUAGGGAGGUUAGUUCUAGUACUGUGCAGGAAGGAUAGAGGCAAGUGCUGGAGCGAGGGGACAAUGCCAUGGUGCUUAGCCCUUUGCAGCAGGCACCUGAGGCUGAUGGUUCUGUCUCUGCAGAGCCCCUCAUCCCUCCCUCCCUCCCUCCUCCCUCCCUGCUUAGAGCACCAGCUCCUGGGCUUUGCUCUGUGGCCCCAUACCUGGAAGCAGGGAUUUGCUGAUGACCAAACCAAGCGUGAGCCAGGAGGGGCCAGAUGUCUGUGGGGUUGAAUGUAUCUUGCAUGAAUGUACCACAUGAUGUAGCAUUCCCUACCCCUUCCCCUGCCCCACCCAGCCUGUCUCCUCUCUAGCCUCCUGCAUCCUCAGGAGUCUCUUUAUUUCUCUCCUGCCCCAGGUCCCCAUCCCAGGAGGCAGCUGGUCACUGAGUUGGAGAGCCCUCAGGGCCCAGGCCCAGCUCCUGGAAGCUCCCUCCCAACAGACACUUGUGAAGAGAGACCACAAAGGAUUUUCCCUGCUCAGAGGCCAGGCCCCUGCUCCAGGUGUGAGCAUGGGACUUGUCCCCGCCACCCCUGCCUGUCAUAAGGCCCGUGGGCCCCGCCAUCUCCAGCAACACAGCCGGGGCCUAGGGGGAGCAGGCUUGCCCUGGAAAGUGCUAACAUCCCCUGGUGUCUGCUUCAGGCAAUGUGAAUCGUUCCUCGUGAGCCAGUUCCUCACUGAUUGCCCUUGCCACUUACCGCUCACUUGGAGGCCACUUGUGUUUGGAGGGGGCGAGGCAGUGGCUGGCUCAGGCCUUGGCUUUCUUUGUUACAACAAAGGCCUUUUGAGAAAUAAAGCAAAAGAAGCUGC